CCUGGGUGUGUUUUUGGGGUGUCCCGAUCCCUCUGGGUGUGUUUUUAGGGUGUGUCUGCCCCUCUGGGUGUGUUUUUAGGGUGUCCCCGCCCCUUCUGGGUGUAUUUUUAGGGGAUCCCAAUCCCCCUGGGUGUGUUUUUAGGGGAUCCCAAUUCCUCUGGGGGUGUUUUUAGAGUGUCCCGAUCCCCCUGGGGGUGUUUUUAGGGUGUCCCCGCCCCUUCUGGGUGUGUUUUUAGGGCCGAGCUCCCCCCGCCCCCUUUGUGUGGGUGUGUUUUUAGGGGGCGGGAUGAUCCCGAUCCCUCUGGGGGUGUUUGUAGGGCCGGGAUCCGCCCGCCCCCUAAAAACACCCCCGCCCAGAGGGGCGGGCGGCUCCCGACCCUACAAAUCCCGUCCCGCAUUCCCGUCCCACAUUCCCGGUCCCCCCCGUUCCUCGCUCGGCUCUUCCGCCGUCCCGGGACCCCCCAAAUCCCAUGGGGGGCUUUUGGGGAGCGGCCCCUCCGUCCCCCCGGGGGGCCCCGAACCCCCCCGAGCCCAAACCGGCCCCGGCCCCGCCCCGGCACUGAAAGGAAUUCCCGGGAAGAGCCGAGCCGGGGGAGGAUGGAGAGCAAGGCCUUGGACCUGCAGCCCUUCGGAGAGCGGGAAAACGGCUCCGGGUUCGAGGAUUCCCUGGAAAACAGGAGGAGCCUUUCCAAGCUCCAGCUCUGCGAGGCCGAUCCCGGGCUGAGAUCCGGGGGAUGCUGCAGCUCCCGGAUGGGCUCCGGGGCCGCCCUCAAAUAUUCCGUGGGGCUCCUUUACCUCCUGGUCCUCCUCAUCCUCGUGGGAAUCUUCGUCCUGGCAGCAUCCCGCCCUCAUCCCUCCCCGGAGGAGCUCCGGGCUCUCCUUGGGAACGUCCAACGCCUCAACGAGACCUUCCGCGACCUCCAGCUCCAGCUCCUGCUGCUCCCGGCCCGGGGGGAAAUCCUGGAUCACGUCUGGAGGCUCCAGGACCUCCUCCAGAACCACUCGGAUUCCCUGCUCCGGGCGGGAGCGACGCUCCGGAGGCUCCAGGAGCUCCUGGAGCUGCUCCAGAGCCGGGCGGGACAGACGGACGCGGCCGUGGUCGCGCUCCGGGAUUCCCUGAGCCGGCAGGGAGACGCUUCCCAACAGGAGCUCUCCCGGCUUUCCGUGGCCGGGAACGGCUCCCGGCUGCUCCUGGAGCAUCUCCGACUCCUGGAACGCCUGGGAGGCAGGACGGAGACCUUGGGAGAGCAGCUGGAUCUCCUGGGUGGGUCCGUGGAUUCCAUGAACAGGAGCUUCUCCUACGAGCUGGGACUGCAGCGUUCCUGGCUCCGGGAUCUGGGCGGGAUCGUCGGGAAUGUGACGGAAGAGGCGAGGAGGGCGAGGAGGGGGCGGGAGGAGCUGGAGGGGAGGCUGAGGCUGGAGCUGGGAAUGCUGAGCAACGUCACGGAGGAGCUGCGGAUCCGCCACUGGGAGCACGCGGUGGCCCUGAGGAACAUCUCCGUCAUCCGCGGUGAGCCGGGAAUCGGGGCGGGAAUGGGGCGGGAAUGGGGCGGGAAUGGGGUGGGAAUGGGGUGGGAAUGGGCCCUGUGGGGGGUGUGGGGUUGGUGGAGUUUUCCCGGGGAGCGGGGAAGGCUGGGGCUGAAGGGGGAUCCGGGAGAGCCGGGCCCGCCCGGGAACCCGGGAAUCAGGGGAGCCAAAGGGGAGCGGGGCCCGAAGGGGGAAAAGGGGGAUCGAGGCGGAGCCGCUGGAAAAGGUCCCGAGGAAGGCUCCCUGCGGCUGGUGAACGGUUCGGGGCCGCACGAGGGGCGCGUGGAGAUCCUGCACGGGGGCCGCUGGGGCACCGUCUGCGACGACGGCUGGGACGGCCCCGACGGAGCCGUCGUGUGCCGGGCCCUGGGAUACCCCGGAGCCGACGACGUCUUCCGCAUGGCCCGCUUCGGGCAAGGCUCCGGCAGGAUCUGGAUGGACGACGUUUCCUGCACGGGCACCGAGGAUUCCCUGGAGCUCUGCAGCUUUUCGGGGUGGGGACGGACCAACUGCGGGCACGCCGAGGACGCGGGGGUCAGGUGUAGGACCCCCUGAGAUUUUGGGGUCAGGUGUCGGACCCUCUGAGAUUUUGGGGUCCCCACAGACCCCCCUGAGCUUUGGGGUCAGGUACCAGACCCCCCUGAGCUUUUGGGGUCCCCACAGACCCCCCUGAGCUUUGGGGUCAGGUGCCGGACCCUCUGAGAUUUUGGGGUCCCCACAGACCCCCCUGAGCUUUGGGGUCAGGUAUAGGACCCCCUGACAUUUGGGGUCAGGUGCCUGACCCCGCCCGAGCUUUAGGGGUCCCCACAGACCCCCCUGAGCUUUGGGGUCAGGUGCCUGACCCCCCCCGAGCUUUAGGGGUCCCCACAGACCCCCCUGAGCUUUGGGGUCAGGUGCCGGACCCCCUGAGAUUUUGGGGUCCCCACAGACCUCCCUGAGCUUUUGGGGUCCCCCACAGACCCCCCGGGGGGGCUCAUCCCCCCCCCUCUGCAUCCCGCUGGGCCUUGGGAAGGGUUUUAUUCCGGGAGAAAUAAAGGAAUAAAGGAG
Molecule: messenger RNA, 2574 nt
Organism: Pseudopipra pipra
Lineage: Eukaryota; Metazoa; Chordata; Aves; Passeriformes; Pipridae
Gene: SCARA5
Product: scavenger receptor class A member 5
Cellular component (GO): dendrite; membrane; synaptic cleft
Source: RefSeq, a predicted model, not a curated record